UUCGCUCCCUCGUUAUCCCGAAGGAUCGACGCCUCUUUCCUUCCUGCCCGUGGUUUCCUUCUCAACCCAGAAAACCCUAACCCGUGUCUCCCUCUCUGUCCUCUCCUCCUCUCUUCUCCUCUCCUACUGGAAGCCUUAUCUGCAAGAAAACCCUAAAUAAUCUCCAUAUCUUUCCAUUUAAUUUCUCCUUUGCGGGUUUACGCACGAAGCCCUAGCUUUCGCCCUUCAAAAGUGCCUUCUUCUAUCGAAAUCUUUCCCUCUCUCUCGUGCGAGGCGUACCAGAUCGACUUGGUUUGGCAACUCAUCCGUCCGAUUGGAUCGGUCCACUGUGCGAUUGAGUACCCAAUUAUCGUCGACGCUGGAUUUUUUGGGUUGACGCGGCGGUGGAAGGCGGAGAUUUGUGCAUCGAUCGUGUCGGAGCUGUUGUUUCCUGGAAUCCCUGAUGUCGCUGUGGAGCAGAUAGUUUUUUGCGUUCGCAGGUGAUCGCGGAGAGUUUUGAGGCAUUUUGGAGGUCGUGGGUUCAGGUUGUUGGUUUCCAGAGGCAGGUUUCGGCUACGGGCUGCGCGAGUGGAGUUUCUGAUUGCGUGUUCCUUGAAUUUUCCAAAGACGUCGUCGGGGAGACGCUUGAUUCUUGCAUCGAUCUUCUCUGAGUUGCUUAUUUUUGGCAGAUCGUCUGUGUUUGCUUCGCGCACGUCGACCCCGAGGAGGUUUGCAGCAACUUCGUGGUGGUGGAGGCGUAUCUUGGUAUCUGUAUGAAAAAGUCUUCAAGAUUUGAUUUCGAGAUCGAUGCUUUCCACUUUCUCACCGCUCCUUGAGAUCGGCGGUCAGGGAGUUAGUUCCUUUGAUCUGGCGUCUCGAAGAUUUGAUUGAAGAGUCUGCUUCCUGAUUCUCUGGGGAAGCCAAUUGCUUGUGCAAGCUCUUACCAUAUGACGCAGCGGGUUCUCAUCAAGAAGUGUGAUUAUCUCUGCUGGUAUUCUGAUUUGGUGGGUCCUUUUUGAGGUCCUUUCCAGAAGAUUGGACAUCAGGCGUUACUUUUCUGUGCUGUUGGAAGAAAUUGGAGGCAUCCAAGUGGAUUCUUGCAUCUGUUUGUUGUUCGACGGGUUUAAGGAAAAGGAUAUAAUAAGUUGUAUCUAUCAUUUUUUUUAGCUUAAUACCAGGCUACUUUUGCCUUUUCCAUUUUUGCUCUUUUAGGGCAAUUGUUCUAUAAGCUUCAUUAUUGUGAUUUUUAUUUGAGAAAGAAAAGGGAAAAGAAAAAAAGCAAGAGAAGAAAGAAUAAAGGAAAAAAAACUAAUGGCUAUAUAUUUUAAGUUUAAGAGUGCAAAAGACUAUGACUCUAUACCCAUUGAUGGCCAUUUCAUAUCCAUCGGGAAUUUGAAAGAAAAAAUAUUUGAAUCCAAGCAUUUGGGCAGGGGUACGGAUUUUGACCUCGUGGUGUCAAAUCCCAACACUGAGGAAGAGUAUCUUGAUGAAGCAAUGUUGCUGCCAAAGAACACAUCUGUUUUGGUGCGCCGAGUUCCUGGAAGACCUCGCAUGCGAAUUGUAACUGAAAGAGAAGAGCCGAAGGAGAUGGACAGCCAUGCAGAUAAACCUCAACAACCUAGUAGUAGUCUUCAGCUUCCUGACCCUUCACAAUCUAAUUAUCCUGAAGAUCCAGAAUGGGAUGAAUUUGGAAAUGAUUUAUAUGCCAUCCCAGAAGUCCCCCAAGUUCAACCCAAUCAAGUUCUGGAGUCUAUCCCAAGCAGAGUUGAGGAAGAUGGCAAAAUCAAGGCUCAUAUAGACAUGACUGACAUGGAUUGGCAGCGGCAAUUGCAGGAGGCGUCAAGCUCAGGAAGAGGAUUCAGGCGGGGUAUUGGAGGGAGAAUGAUGCCUGGGCGUGGUUUCGGUCGGGGUGGGAUGGAAUCUAAAACACCUCCUCCAGGUUACGUAUGCCAUAGGUGCAAGGUUCCUGGACAUUUCAUCCAACAUUGCCCUACAAACGGUGAUCCUAAUUAUGACAUUAAGAAAGUCAAACCACCAACCGGCAUCCCUAAGUCAAUGCUAGUAGCCACUCCUGAUGGCUCCUAUGCUUUGCCAAGUGGCGCUGUUGCAGUUCUCAAGCCAAACGAGGCUGCCUUUGAAAAAGAAAUUGAGGGCUUGCCUUCUACCAGGACUGUUGGUGAGCUUCCUGCUGAACUGCGAUGCCCAUUGUGCAAAGAUGUGUUGAAAGAUGCUGUCUUCACUAGCAAAUGCUGCUAUGAGAGCUUCUGUGACAAAUGUAUAAGAGAGUACAUAAUCACACAAUCAAAAUGUGUUUGUGGAGAAACCAAUGUUCUUGCGGAUGAUCUGCUUCCUAAUAAAAGGCUUAGGGAGACCAUUAACCGUAUCUUAGAAACAAAAGCAACUAGCAGUGCAGAAAAUGGUGGAAACGUGCUGCAGAUACAAGAUAUGGAAUCUUCUCGCUGCCCUCAGCCAAAAGCACCAUCUCCCACUCUUUCUGCUACUGCAAAAGAAGAGAGUUUGCAACCCCCUGUGAGAGAAAGUUCUGAAGCUUUGAAGGUGACUGUGGCUGAGAGUGAGGCAGCUGCAGCCAUUAGCGCUCCUCAGCAGUCUAACGAAAAAAACAAAGCAGCAAGAAGUAUUGAUCAGACUGAGGCUACACAUGACUCCAUUAGCAUUAAGGAUCCAAUUUCUCAGGAAAGUGCUCUGCAAGCAGAGGAGGAAGUCCAACAAAAGCUCUCUAUGGGAGAUCAAGGCAAGAAGAAGAAGAAAAAGAGACUCCGACCACCUGCUAAUCCAAUGGAUAUGCAAUGGAGAAAUUCUCAAGAUUUUGUUCCUGAUAACUCGCUUAUGCAUGUUGGACCUGCUGCAUACAAUGGAUAUUGGCCUGGAAUGCAGUUUGGCCUGGAUGGAUACAUGCCAUCUUAUGGAGCUGGUAUGCCGUAUAUGGGUUACACCCCAUCUCCUUAUGACAUGUCUUUUGGAAUGUUACCUCAGGACCCGCUUGCAGCUUCUGGUUACAUGUUGCCGGUUCCUCCUCCGCACAGUCUCAGGGAGUUUCCGGAGUAUGGGAUUGGUGCAAACCCCAAACCUCCAUUGACUAGAGAAGAGUUUGAAGCUCGAAAAGCGGUUAUAAGAAGACAGAGAGAGUCUGAGCAGCGAAGUGAAAGGGAGAGUUCCAGGGACAGAGAUCGUCGCAGCCGGGAGUUUAACACUGAUGCUGAUGCUGAUGCGCAUUCAUCAUUGAAUAAGAAACCUAGGCUGAAGCCCCGGGCAGCUAGUCUGGAUCGGUCCGAGAGGGCAACCAGCCCCGCCCCGACCCGCGACUUGGACUCGGGUCGCCUGUCUCCAAGACCACCUGCGAAGCGCAGACCCGAGCCCGACGAUCCUCAGAUGUCCGAGCCCACGAUGGCUGACCGGAAGCAUAAAGCGAGCGUCUUCUCCCGCAUUAGCUUCCCCGAUCCCGGCGACACCAGCAAGAAGCGCAAGAGCCACGAGCCAGCGAACGGCUCGAAGGACGCCGAUGCCGCUCGCUCUCACCACGAUGAGCGGGGGAAGCAGAGCAGCCGGAGGUCGAGCCACGACCACGAUUAUGAGGAGGAGGACGACCGCCACUUCAAGAGGAAGGCUUCGUCGUCGCGGUACAAGGCGGACGAGCGGGAGUGGGACGAACACGAGUACGGGCGAGGCUAUGACCGUGCCCGGGAACAGCGAGAUCGAGACCGAGAAAGAGAGCGGGGGCGACCGGGUAGGCAUAAGUGAGGUUCAUGCUGUCAUUAGUUCUGCGUGCAACCUGCUUGCUGCGGGAUUUGUGUGGACAGAGUCCAUAAGAGGAGUGAUCUUUCACCUCGAGUAGGCUGUAGGCGUUGAGGCUGGUCCCUGUGAGUCUGUACCUGUAAGACGUCAGAUACAUACGAGCUCCUUUACAUCACAUUAUAUCAAAGAUUUUUUUUUUUUUUU
Molecule: messenger RNA, 3936 nt
Organism: Nymphaea colorata (pocket water lily)
Lineage: Eukaryota; Viridiplantae; Streptophyta; Magnoliopsida; Nymphaeales; Nymphaeaceae
Product: E3 ubiquitin ligase PQT3-like
Exons: 15
Coding region: 1291-3738 (815 amino acids)
Biological process (GO): mRNA processing; ubiquitin-dependent protein catabolic process; protein ubiquitination
Cellular component (GO): nucleus
Molecular function (GO): zinc ion binding; ubiquitin protein ligase activity; nucleic acid binding
Source: RefSeq, a predicted model, not a curated record